AUGGCUCUACCCUUAUGGCAAAGAAGACCACGAGUCCAAGUACGCCCUUCAGCAGUGGCUGCGGUGGCUGCGGUGGCGGCGUCGCGGGCAACUCACCCCCCGCCCUCCGCCUUCAGACGCGCACGCCCGGGGCAGGCGCCGCCUAUCCUGGGCGGCGGCCGAUGCGGGGGCGGCAACAAUGGCCUCGGUGAUGGGAACUCCCGGCAGGUCCACAUUCCGUUAACCGUCCUGCAGGGGUGGUUUGACGGGCUCGGAGCCGGGGACAGCUUGGGCGAUGCAGACAAAGGAGGCGGCGGAGAAUCUGGAGGGGGGGGCAAGUCGGGGGGGGCGGGGGGCGACAAGGCAAAACGAAAGAGCGGUGGUAGCAGUAGUAGUAGUAGCCCAAGUAGCAGUUCGAGGGGGCCGGGGAAGGCGACGCCUCCUCUGCAGGGUGGGCCGGGGUCCUCGAGCCUCUUCUCGAUGCUAGGAAGGUUAGGUGACGGCGGGGGGACAUCUAGUGGCGGCAGCGGCAAGAGCACGAAAGCGGAAUCUGGUACCACCGCGAAGGGGAAGGAUGGCCAAGCGGAGGACGCGACCGGAGAGGACGGGGGGCAGCAGGGAUUCGGGCCGAUGCAGACGCUGGCGGCCGUGGGCGAGAGCUUCUCGGCGGGGGCCGCGGCAUUCCAGGAACGGUUCUCGGAGAUCAGUCCGCAGAACGUUACCUUGGUGCUCGGUGGAGGCAAGGUGGCCAACGUGAUGGUGCCUUGGAAGGGGGUGGGCAUCUACGCGGGGGGGCUGCUGAGCGGCCUCGCGCUGGCCGUGGGGCUGCUGACGGUCCCGUACUCGGACUUGGGGUCGCCGGGCUUGAGGAAGAGCCUGACGCUGUUCGAGAAUGUGCUCGUGGAUAUCGACCAGGGGUACGUGGAGGAGGUUAACCCGGAGCGGCUCCUGGAGACCGCGGUGGGAUCGAUGCUCAGGACUCUGGACCCUUACACGGAGUACCAGAACAAUCAAGCGGCGGCUGACUUGAAGGAGACCGUGUCAGGGAGGUACGGGGGGGUGGGGCUCGUCAUAUCCGGCGGGAAGCAGAGGGGAGAGCAGCAGCAGACGACGGGCGAAGCAGAGCCACCAAAAGGGGGGCAGACGAGUGUGGGGGGCGGGGUACAGAAGGACGGGGGGGGCAAGGGUCGGGGGACGAUCGUGCGAGGUGCUAAGCGAGAGGCCGGGAAGGACGGCAUCACGGUGGUGUCGGCCUUCGAGGGGUACGCCUUCGACGCCGGGAUGCGGGCUGGCGAUAAGAUAACCGCCAUCAACGGGAAGCCGGUGGAAGGCAUCACCGUUGAGAAGGCGCGAGAUCAGCUGCGAGGAGAGCCAAACUCGAAGGUGAGCAUCUCCUUCUUAAGAGACACCAGCAACGGUCAGACCGAGCAGGAGAUCACGCUCACGAGGCGUCUGGUGAAGCUGCGGGACGUUAAGCUGGCCACCCUUGUGGGAGACGUGAAGAACGCUCCGGUGGGCUACAUGCAGCUCUCCGGCUUCAGCAUGGGCGCGGCGCAGGAGUUGCAGCAGGCGUACCGGUACCUUGACUCGGCAGCCGAGGGGGGGCUCCGCGGUGUCAUCCUGGACAUGAGGGGGAACCCAGGGGGCUUGCUGGAGGCCGCGGUUGACGUGUCGGCGCUCUUCGUGCCCGAUGGCAGCAGGAUCGUGUCCAUCAAGGGGCGGAACUUCCAGGACGUGACCUACGGGAGUUCACAGGGCCCCGUGAGGCCGGCGUCGACCCCGCUCGUGGUGCUGACUAACGGCGGUACCGCCAGCGCGGCUGAAAUCGUCUCUGGAGCUGUCCAGGACCUGGACGCAGGGGUGAUCGUGGGCGUGGGUAACGGCCGGACGUACGGCAAGGGCCUCGUGCAGAACGUCGCGGAGCUGCCGUACAACAACGCGCUCAAGUACACCGUGGCCAAGUACUACACUCCCAGCGGAAGAUGCAUCCAGAGCGUGAACUAUAAGGAGGGUGGUGUGGCCAUGGGAGAGGAGAAGCAGAGCAGCGGCUUCGGCUUCGAGGCGAGCGAGGUGCCCGAGCUCGAGCGGAAGGAGUUCGUCACCACGCACGGUCGAGUGGUUUUCGAUGGCGGAGGCGUUGAAGCUGACGUCAAGGUGAAGCUCCCCAAGCCAUCUGCACUCGAGAUAGCUCUACAGGUGCAAGGAGCCUACUUCGACUUCGCCGGGCAGUGGACCAAGACCCACACGUUCAAGGGGACGGACGUGGUGACGGACGGGGUCCUGAGGGAUUUCAAGAACUUCGUCUACAAGCGGCAGAAGGAGGGUACGUACGACCUCGCGGCGAUUUACGGGCCCCAGUUGGAGUCAUUGGAGUCCAUCCUGGAGGACUCCAACCUCGGCCACUACGAGAAGCUGGUGGAACCCCUUCCCAAGAAACUGACGCAGGAGAUGCUCACCGCGUUCGACUCUCGCAAGGAGCGGAUAAGAGCUUCCCUUGAGGAGGCCAUCCUUUCUAGGUAUCUUCCGGAGAGCAUGGUGCUUCGGAAGCAGCUAGACAGGGACCCGCAGUUUCAAGUCGCCCUCGAAUUGGUCCAGGAUAAGGGGAUGUACAACCGGAUAAUCACACCAGCAGACGCCAAGCUCACCGAAGACGUUCUACGGUCGUUCGGCCAAGCCCUGGAAGACUCGGUGCAGAGGGGGGACCUGCGGCUGGACUUGUCUUCCGACGACGGGGCGGGGAUCACGAUAACGCCAACUUCGACUGCCGCGGGGGCGAGGCCUAGAGCUGGGGACGGGGGCAUUUCGACUGGACCUAACCGGCGCUCAUUGCCGCAGCGCUGAUGGACUCGCUCCAUGGCCGGGGUCUCCCGGACCUGCCGAAAGGGGUGAAAAAUGGUGGGAGAAUUAGUGGGUCCAUCGCAGGUGCAUCACCAGGAAAAAAAAUGUUGGAUGAAGCUGUUGGCGGGAGAGACGUGGAAAAAGCUGGCCGAUUGAGAGUGUCGGCUGCACACAAGACACGGCAGGGAGGGGGCUGGGUGGUGCGGCGACUGCGCUACCGUCGUACGAGAAACAAGCGCCUUUUUAGACAUGUAUAUUCGAUUUUCGAUCCCUUCCUUCUUUCUGCCCGGCGGGUGAGCAGUGUUCAUUUUUUGUGCGGAGUUGGCGAUCAGAAGAACGAUGCAAGGGAAAUUAGUUCUAGAAGCUGCAGGGAGUGACUUGAUGCGCCGGAGAUGUUGCCUUUUGAAAGUGUAUUUGUCCGUUGUUGGUUUUACUUUUUGAUUAGAUGGAAUGCAAGUACCGCUGCGGGAAUGUCACAAGAAGUAACAGCAAUCGAUCAGGAGAGUCGGGUUCCUCACCCGCAUAGAUUGGGCGGGAACACGGCUCUGGAUUGACUUGGACCCCUGCUACGUCCCCGAUUGCUCAUCGCGGCGAGCGCUUUAAAACGAACGGGGGUGGGGGGAGGGACCACCGUGCUCCCACAACCCUGACGGAAGAGAGAGGUGUAGGGCAGAAUGCACCGGGGAGUACAAAACCGUCGGCUAUAUAUUCGGCACGCCCGUCCCGUGUCGGGGGUUUCUAUCGCUUGGUCGACGGGUUCGAGGGCCAAUAGUCGCCCCGUGAGGGCAGUUGAAGUGGUUCCCUGGGCGCCCGGCGUCUGGGUGUUCGCGCUCUCGACAGAAAUUUUAUACACGCGCUGUUCGAGGUAUUGGUGGAAGGUGACGCGUUCUGUCCUUCUCUCUCUUUUUGACACAUGUGAUAUGUAGUAGUAUAACAGGGUAGACAAAUGCGGCGGGGUGCUUUUUUAGAAGUUCAUGUUGACGCGUUCGUUUUGCUGCUAGUUGUUUGUUUCGGAUGUCAAAACGUACGUGGACAUCUGUUGGCAUCGUGGUAACAUAGGUACCCUUCUUUUUUGGCUGCCUGAAUGUUUCUCACGCUUCGCCUCGUUCAUACUGAAGCGUGGAAGAGGAAGACGAUAAUGCCUCGGGCGAGGUGG
Molecule: messenger RNA, 3973 nt
Organism: Ectocarpus siliculosus
Lineage: Eukaryota; Phaeophyceae; Ectocarpales; Ectocarpaceae
Source: the annotation of a GenBank genome assembly